GGUCAGUGAAUUCAAGCAUUGUACCAUGAUAGGUUGCCACCUGUGCUAUAAGUCCAUCCGUGAAAUUUCUUUGCUACUGAAUAUUCCACAGUCAACUGUUAGUGGUAUUAUAACAAAGUGGAAGCAACUGGGAACAACAGCAAAUGGCAAUCCGCCACUGGACUCUAGAGCACUAGAGACAUGUUCUCUGGAGUGACAAAUUAUGCUGCUCUGUCUGGCAAUCUAAUGGGCGCAUCUGGGUUUGGUGGUUACCAGUAGAAUGGUACUUGCUUGAAUGCGUUGUGCCAAGCAUAA
Staurois parvus is the source of this 294-nucleotide messenger RNA. Lineage: Eukaryota; Metazoa; Chordata; Amphibia; Anura; Ranidae. The record is from the annotation of a GenBank genome assembly.